GGGCGGUGGCGGCGGCUCCUGCUCCGGUUCCUGCUACUGCUCCGGCUCCGGCUCCGGCUCCUGCUUCUUCUCCUGCUCCUGCUCCUGCUCCUGCUCCGGCUCCGGCUCCGGCUCCGGCUCCGGCUCCGGCUCCGGCUCCGGCUCCGGCGGGCGCUCGCUCGCUCCCUCCAUGCGCGGUGCGCGGCCAGCCGCGGGGCUUGCGCAGCGCGGCGGCGGAGCGGAGCGGUGAGCGGCGGCAGCAUGCGGCCGGGGGAUGUCUGAGGCGGGCGGUGCGGCGGCGGCGGCCGCGCUGCCCCGGCGCCGUGCCGGAGGCAUGCGGGCGGCCUGGGGCUCCGUCUGGUGCCUGUGGCUGGCGGCGGCCGUCGGCGGGAUGCCGGCGGCGCGGCGGGGCGGCGGCGCGGCGGCGGAGAGGAGCGGCGGGCAGCCGGCAGAAUACUUGAGGAGCGAGACCGCCUUUCUGGAAGAGUUGGUGUUUGGAAGUGGAGAUACCAUUGAACUCUCCUGUAACACCCAAGGCUCUUCAGUGUCUGUUUUCUGGUUUAAAGAUGGUAUCGGGAUUGCACCUACCAACAGAACUCAUAUUGGACAAAAACUGUUGAAGAUAAUCAAUGUGUCAUAUGAUGACUCGGGGCUGUAUAGUUGCAAGCCAAGGCAUUCCAGCGAGGUCCUGGGAAACUUUACAGUCAGAGUUACAGAUUCGCCUUCAUCAGGUGAUGAUGAAGAUGAUGAUGAUGAGUCAGAAGAUACAGGUGUCCCCUUCUGGACCCGGCCAGAUAAGAUGGAGAAGAAGCUGCUGGCAGUUCCCGCCGCCAACACCGUUCGCUUCCGAUGUCCGGCGGGUGGAAACCCAACUCCUUCCAUCUACUGGCUGAAAAAUGGCAAGGAGUUCAAAGGAGAACAUAGAAUUGGGGGCAUCAAGUUGCGACACCAGCAGUGGAGCUUGGUGAUGGAGAGUGUUGUGCCGUCAGACCGAGGAAAUUACACCUGUGUUGUGGAGAACAAAUACGGCAAUAUUAGGCACACGUACCAGCUUGAUGUAUUAGAAAGGUCACCCCACCGACCAAUCCUACAAGCAGGGCUCCCUGCCAACCAGACUGUGGUGGUAGGGAGCAAUGUAGAGUUUCACUGCAAGGUCUACAGCGAUGCCCAGCCUCACAUUCAGUGGCUGAAACACGUGGAAGUCAACGGUAGCAAAUACGGACCUGAUGGGACACCCUAUGUCACGGUGCUGAAGUCUUGGAUCAGUAAAAACGCUGAAGCCGAUGCUAACCUAAAUCUGUUCAAUGUGACAGAACAAGAUGAAGGAGAAUAUCUGUGUAGAGCCAACAAUUUCGUAGGCAUAGCCGAAAAACCAUUUUGGCUCCACAUUCGCAAACCAAAACCAGCAGAGGAGCUCAUGGAAAUGGAUGAUUCAGGCUCAGUGUACGCUGGCAUUCUCAGUUAUGGCACUGGCUUUGUUCUCUUCAUCCUCGUGCUGGUCAUUGUGAUUAUCUGCAGGAUGAAAAUGCCAAACAAAAAAGCCAUGAACACCCCCACUGUACAGAAAGUCUCCAAAUUUCCACUCAAGAGACAGGUAACAGUGUCGUUGGAGUCCAACUCUUCCAUGAAUUCCAACACGCCCCUGGUCCGGAUCACGCGCCUCUCCUCCAGUGACGGGCCGAUGCUAGCCAAUGUAUCUGAGCUGGAACUGCCUCCUGAUCCCAAGUGGGAAUUGGCACGCUCCCGCCUGACCUUGGGGAAGCCGCUCGGCGAGGGGUGUUUUGGCCAAGUGGUGAUGGCAGAAGCGAUUGGCAUUGAUAAGGACAAGCCAAACAAGGCCAUCACAGUUGCUGUCAAGAUGUUAAAAGACGAUGCCACAGACAAGGACCUGUCUGACCUGGUCUCUGAAAUGGAAAUGAUGAAGAUGAUUGGGAAGCACAAAAACAUUAUUAACCUCCUCGGUGCCUGCACGCAGGACGGACCGCUCUACGUGUUGGUAGAGUACGCGUCGAAGGGGAACUUGCGGGAAUACCUCAGGGCACGUCGCCCACCUGGCAUGGACUAUUCCUUCGACACCUGCAAGCUGCCGGAGGAGCAGUUGACAUUUAAAGACCUGGUUUCCUGCGCCUACCAGGUGGCCCGUGGCAUGGAGUACUUGGCAUCUCAGAAAUGCAUUCAUCGCGACUUGGCAGCCAGGAACGUGUUAGUCACUGAAGACAAUGUGAUGAAAAUAGCUGAUUUUGGCCUUGCUAGAGACGUUCACAACAUCGACUAUUACAAGAAAACCACCAAUGGUCGGCUGCCUGUGAAAUGGAUGGCUCCAGAAGCCCUGUUUGACCGGGUCUAUACUCACCAGAGUGAUGUCUGGUCUUUUGGAGUACUACUAUGGGAGAUCUUCACUUUGGGAGGCUCUCCAUAUCCGGGAAUUCCUGUUGAGGAACUCUUCAAACUCCUGAAGGAAGGCCAUCGGAUGGACAAACCCGCAAACUGCACCCAUGAUUUGUACAUGAUCAUGCGGGAGUGCUGGCACGCCGUCCCCUCGCAGCGGCCCACCUUCAAGCAGCUGGUGGAAGACCUGGACAGGGUCCUCACCGUGACGUCCACCGAUGAGUACCUGGACCUCUCGGUGCCCUUCGAACAGUACUCACCGGCUGGCCAGGACACCCACAGCACCUGCUCCUCGGGGGAUGACUCGGUCUUUGCACAUGACCUGCUGCCCGACGAGCCCUGCCUGCCCAAGCACCCUCCCUGCAAUGGCGUCAUCCGGACGUGAGGGCACCCUGGGCAGACGGACGGACAGGUGGACAGGUGGGCAGGGUGCCCACGGAGGCACGAGGGUGGGGCACCAAGGAUGAAACCGUAGUGAAGGAUCUUCCAGUGGAACUGCGUGGUGGUGCCUGGAGAUUUGUGGUGGUGUUGAGCUGUUCAGGGUGAAAAAAAAAAGUUAACUUUCUUGGGGGUUUUGGGUUUUUUUUUGGUUUGUUUGUUUUUUUUUUUUCCCAUUUGCUGUAUAAAAAGUCAAGAAGCACUGUUUGGCCUCAAGGAACUAAUCUAUUGCCAAGAUGACCUAUCAUAUAUGAUAUUUUUUGUUUAUUUUUAAUUUUUGGAUGGUUGUUUUUUUUUUUUAAUACUAAGGAGAAUGUUGAACCUGGGGGGGGCGCAGACCUCCCAGCCUCCAUGCUUGCAUUUUGAGUGCCAGAGUAGCCGUUCUGUGCCUGCAAUACGAAGAAGAGGAAGAAAAAACCUUUCCUUUUAAAAACAAACAAACAAAGUGUAAAGAAUGUAGAAAUUCUUUGCUUAUGCAAUCUGUACAUGAACCUUUUUGGUGGAGCUGAAAAGCCACGUUGCCUGCAGGGAUUCAUAUAUUUAUAAAAAUA
Phalacrocorax carbo (great cormorant) is the source of this 3356-nucleotide messenger RNA. The record is from RefSeq and is a predicted model, not a curated record. NCBI's taxonomy places the organism in Eukaryota, Metazoa, Chordata, Aves, Suliformes, Phalacrocoracidae.